Molecule: messenger RNA, 483 nt
Organism: Hydractinia symbiolongicarpus
Lineage: Eukaryota; Metazoa; Cnidaria; Hydrozoa; Anthoathecata; Hydractiniidae
Exons: 3
Coding region: 1-483 (160 amino acids)
Cellular component (GO): intracellular membrane-bounded organelle
Molecular function (GO): oxidoreductase activity, acting on paired donors, with incorporation or reduction of molecular oxygen; monooxygenase activity; heme binding
Source: RefSeq, a predicted model, not a curated record
AUGAGGCUAACUGAUGAAUUUACAAGUUUGUUUUUUGACAUGCGUUUUAUGAUUGGGAUGAUCGUGCUACUCUUUAUAACGAUAAUCUACACCCGAAAACCUUUAAGUAUUGAUGAGAUGAAACAUCUACCGCCCAGUCCCAGAAGAUUACCGAUAGUGGGAAAUAUGCACCUUGUACUGCUGAAACGAAAAUUUCAUCUUCCGCUACUCUUUGCGAGACUAUGUGACCAACUUGGAUCGGUGUUUACGUUUUGGCUUGGUAAAUCACCUAUUGUUGUUGUAAAUAACUAUGAUGCUGCAAAAGUGAUUCUGCACGCAAAAGACUGUUCAGGGAGGCCGCAAAGAUAUACUGGUAAUGUCUACUCAAGAGGAUUUAAGGGUAUUGUUGUCACCACUGAUUGUCCUGCGCUGACAAGAAGAAAAAAUAUUACACACAACGCAUUGAAAAUUUCAUCCAAAAACGGGAAAUGCGCGGAUUUAUAA